Molecule: messenger RNA, 11437 nt
Organism: Chelonoidis abingdonii (Abingdon island giant tortoise)
Lineage: Eukaryota; Metazoa; Chordata; Testudines; Testudinidae
Gene: NUFIP2
Product: nuclear FMR1 interacting protein 2
Cellular component (GO): nucleoplasm; cytoplasmic stress granule
Molecular function (GO): RNA binding
Source: RefSeq, a predicted model, not a curated record
CAGCACCACCACCACCACCACCACUACUACUACUACAACCACAACCACCACCAGCGCCUCCCGCAGAGCCCCUACCUGCAGCACGCGGCCGAGCCCGGCCCCAAGGCCGCGCCGAAGCCGCUGCCGAAACAUGAGCACAAGCACGCGGGCCCGCAGCACCAGGACACGCCGAGGAAGAAAACAGGUUAUGGAGAGCUAAAUGGUAACGCAGGAGAAAGAGAAGUAUCAUUAAAGGCCCUGUGUGCUGAUGAAACAACCAACCCAUCUUCCAGGGUACUGAAUGGCAGCCAGCAACUUGUAGACACUAAUGUAAACCCAAAGCAGACUGUUAAGGCCAGCACCUUUGGGAUAGCUGGAAUCAAACCCAAGAACUUCAUUCAGAAAAACAGUAUGGACAAAAAGAAUGAAAAAAUUUAUGAGAAUAAACUUAGAGAAAAUCAAUCCUCAGACAAGCCAGAGCCAGUAUCUAUUCCAAAUGGUGUUGUAACAAAUAGUUCUGGUUAUAUCACUAAUGGCUAUGUAGGCAAAGGGGCAGAUAAUGAUGGUAGUGGGUCUGAGAGUGGAUAUACCACACCUAAGAAACGGAAAGGCAGGCGUAACAGUGCCAAAGGUUGUGAGAACUUGAACCUAGUGCAGGACAAAAUAAUGCAACAGGAGGUCAAUGCUCCAUCCUUAAAACAGGAACUUGAGAGUUUCAAGACUGACUAUAGUGAACAAAAGGGAAACAGAGUUGACAAUACUAAGCCUGUUUGGAAGUAUGAAGCUGGGCCUGGAGGAGUAGGUCGUGGGAAAACUGGGGUUGGGGAGGUACAACGAAAAAACUCUGAUGCCAAACCUGGGAUUAGCAGCAAAAAGUUUGAUGACCGGCCCAAGGGGAAGCAUGCGUCAGCGGCUGCAUCAAAAGAGGACUCAUGGACCCUGUUUAAACCACCCCCAGUUUUUCCAGUGGACAACAGCAGUGCUAAAAUAGUUCCUAAAAUAAGUUAUGCAAGCAAAGUUAAAGAAAACCUCAACAAAGCAGCUCAAAACCCAUGUUCUUCUCUGUCUUCUUCAUCGUCGUCAUCUUCAUCUACUGGAGAAACGCAGGCCCAAAUGCCGAGUCGACUGUCCCAAGUCCCCAUGUCUGCUAUGAAGUCUGUUACUUCUGCUAGUUUUUCGAAUGGGCCCAUUUUAGCAGGGACUGAUGGAAAUGUAUAUUCUCCAGGGACCCAGCCACUGCUCACAACUGCUGCUAGUACUUUAACAUCAACCUCGUCUGAGUCCAUACACCAGGACAUAAGUACAACUUCAACAGCCGUUGAACAAAAGAAGUCCAGCCUUUUUAUCUGUCCUUCAAAUAUGCAAUCUGUGCUUCUGGGUGCAGCACAGGUAGAUCUGCCAUCUCAGACAAAUCAGCAGAACCUGGGGGAUAUCUUCCAGAACCAGUGGGGUUUAUCAUUUAUAAAUGAGCCCAGUGCUGGGCCUGAGACUGUUCUUGGGAAAUCAGUGGAUAAUAAAAUAAUGGAAGUGACAUUUCAAGGGGAAUAUCCUGCCACUUUGGUUUCACAGGGUGCUGAAAUCAUUCCCUCAGGGACUGAACAACCUGUGUUUCCUAAGGCUUAUGAGCUGGAAAAACGGACUAGCCCUCAAAUACUUAGUGGUAUUAUAAAGCCUGGGACUGCUAGUGAGAUUGGAGUCUUGUCUUUGGAGCCACAUCACAUAGGUGACCUGCAAAUGGCAGACAUCAGUAGCCAAGGUGCUUUAGUAUUCCUCUCAAAGGACUAUGAACUAGAGAAUCCCUUGGCCUCUCCUACGAACAAUUUGUUAGCCUCCGCCAAAGAUCAGAGGUACCAGAGAGGCCUAGAAAGGAAAGAUAGCUGGGGUUCUUUUGACCUGAGGGCUGCUAUUGUAUAUCACACUAAAGAAAUGGAAUCUGUUUGGAAUUUGCAAAAGCAAGAUCCCAAAAGGAUAAUCACUUACGAUGAAGCCAUGGAAUGUCCAGAUCAAUGAAGGUAGCAGGACAAGACUACCUGUUACAACCUUUCUGCAGCGUGAUGCUGUUCACAGGGGACACAAGGCUUUUAUGCGCCUUCUAAAUCUUCAGUGCAGCAGAGGAACCAUAACUAGAAUCACAGGAUAAUAUAUACAAAUUAUAUAUAGUUAUUUAAAAAAUGGCAACUGAAAGUAAUUAGACUUCUUAAGGAAUCUGAAAAUUUAUUUCAGCAGACUUCACACGUGAUUAUUUAAUCUCCGGUACUGAAUAGGUUUUUUUAGUUUUUUGUUUUUUGUUUUUGUUUAAAGAGCGAAUGCAAAUGAUUAACGAAUACAGACUCAGUUCACAAACCUGGUUCUAAAGUUCCUGCUGUCAUCAACGUGGGCAACAGUGACUGCUGGAGAGGCAUUUCCACUUUACAAGGUUUCUGUUUCUUGUUCUGUGACUGUACUAAUGGCAGGGAAAUUGGGAUGUUUCACCAUCCUUCAUCUCCCCUUCCCCUUCACCUCCUUUUCGUUUUAUUUUGUUUCACUUUGAACCCUGUGUGAAUGCUGGAGAAACACCUUGAAGUUUGCAGGGUUUCCUUUUUUCCAGAGAAUAUAAUCUGCAUGUCUUGCCAGGAGUCAACCAGCCCAUCAGGUGCUGAGAAAAUUGUUUUAAAGCAUCGUUCUUCUGGGGGGAAAGAUUGUAAUUCUGCAGUUCUGGGAUACCGAGUUGACAACUCCAGUUACAUUUUGGACUAUUACAACUGAAGCGCUGUUUCACGAGUGUCAUUUUAAAAGACAACAUGCAAAACAAGCAAUUGGUUUAGGCAUUUAAUAUGGAAAAAACCCUGUUCCCACACUUUUAUGCCAUUGUAUCACUGGGAGCAAAAAAAAUAUAUAUAUACAUAUAUAUAUAUCUCCUGCUAUCAAAUGUAGGUGCUUCAUAUUUGCUCUGUCUGUCUCAACACUAAAUGUGCUUUUUUCCUGUUUUCACUGAAAACCUGAAGAGAAAUUGUGUUCUGCUAACUUUCACCCUUCUUCAAUUACUUUUUUCUCUUUAGGAAUAAGUUCUGAAAAAAAAAAAGAAAAAAAAAGGAAAAAAGAAAAAGGAAAAAAGAGAAAAAAUCUAUGGGAAUCGUAACCCUUUUCCAUUUGUCUCUGAAAGCAAUGGAUGAGGGAAUACUGUCCCAGCCAUUGGAAAUAUUCUUUUAUAUUUUAAUGCAGUCUGUGUAUUUCUGAGCUCUUUUGCUGCUUCUCAUUAUAGCUCUAUUAAAAUAUAUUUUAUUACAAGAGCAAAAUGGGGGGUGGGGGAGGAAUGAAAAUUAAAAAAAAUCAAAACGAAGGAAAGCUUUCUGGCAAUAGCAGAGAAGGCGGAAGAGUGGAGGCUCCAAUUGUGUAAUCCAUACUGUCGCGCUGCAGCUUGUGUGAAGCAUGUUAAAAAUGUGUUGGGGGUUGGUUUUUUUGGUUUGUGUGUGGGUUUUUUUUGUUUUGUUUUUUUGGUGCAAAAUUCCUGGGGUCCAAUGUAAAACUGAUCAGUUAAUCAUUAGUGAAACAAAACAAGUUUUCUGGCCUAUCCAAAUUCCAUACAGACACAACUUUUAAAUAUUCUUGUAUGUUGACAGCUGAGUGUUGGCUAAAAUAUUUGGGCGUUUAGAUUGACAGGAGUUAGCAUCUGGUAAAAUCAGACUGGACCCCAUGGGGUAUUAGGGGACAGAAAUAACCCCAUUACUUUUGCCUACUCUUUGUGCUUAGAUGUAUCUACUCUUUAUUUAUUUUUUUUUAAUGAAAAUAAUUAGGUAUGUAGCAUGCAUUUUUUUUAAUUGUUUCAUGCUUUUAUUGAGGUUGUUCCUGAAUGAAGCUCUCAGGUUCAUAGUGGGACAAGAAACUUUAAUUUUUCCUGUACCUUUUUAAAAUUGUUCGCUUUCUGCCAUGCUUAGUUUUAAAAGUAUAACUGUGGAUUGCCUCCUCCAUUUUAUGUAUUAUACUAUAUAUAUAGUACUAUAAUAUAUAUACUAUAUAUAUAGUACUAUAAUAUAUAUACUAUAUAUAUAGUAAUAACUUACUGUAUCAGUCCAGGUUCAGAAACUUGUGGUUGGCCAGUUGCGGAAUAGUUCUAUUUCACCUAUAAACUGUAUCACCUUUACAGGUGUUUGUAACUUUCAAAUGUACAAUAUGUUUACAGAUGUGCCUGCAUCUAGUCCUCCCAGUUCCUAUUUUUUAAUUCUGUUAAGUCUCCUGACUGCUUGCCAAAAGUUGGAAUCGCUGUUGGUUUCUCUGUGAAAGAGAACUGAUGAUGCAUUCUUGAGCUUUAAAGUGUUGAACAAACUGGAAAAUACGACUUAAAAGUUGAGGCGAAAAAUGUUGCUGUUUUUUUAAAAAUCUUUCAGGUCAAUAGCAAAGUCUCUAGUUUGUUUUACAGGCUUUAAAGUUCUGCUGUAUAUUUAUUUGCCUUGUGUAAUCACUUGCCACCUUAAGGGCUGGAUUCUAUAUAAAAAAGCCGUUUUGCUUGCAUGGGGUAUAAAGCUGUGCUCCCCACAGCAUCUGCUUUUGGGGCUGGAUGCAAGAGCGGAACAGCAAUAUCUUUUAAAUGGAAUCUGACCCUUAGAGUUUAGAAAUGUCUUAGUCUUGCUGAAUAUUGAGGAAACUCAACUUAGCUAAUCCAGUGCAUCUUUCAAAUAAUGAAAUAAGUUCUCAAAAGAAACAGAAUAAAAUAAUCUUUAAAUGUUUGUUCCUCCGGCUUUUACUCACAUCUUGUCCCUUUGCUAGGCCCAUUGGUAUUUGACGCAGAAACACCUUCUACAGUUCUCUCCAUUGUGUUUCUGAGCAUCUCAUUUCUUAAAAUAUUUCACCAUCUGCCUCCUCCACUCAAAAGCUCCAUUGGUUGUACCAUUGGCUUUAAGCAGUUAGGAAAUUCUUUCUGCGAGCCCUGUAGUUCCAAGUUGCUAACAAAGGCAGUAUUUCUGGGCAACAGAAACUUGGGAUAAACUUUAUUGCCUAGGGACAGGCAGGACCAUGGAAUAAACUUCCUUUGUGCUGUUUUGUAACACUUAACCCUCUCUGUGUCUGGAGUCUUUCUCCUUAAGUCCUCACACAAUUCUUUACUGAGCACUUAUUAAAAAAAAAUCUUAAGAGUUAAUCUGUUUUCUGAUUACUUUUGUGUAAAUUUAUAAAAACAAAUUCAGCUCUUGUGUUCCUGCUCGCUCUCUUGUGUUCCUGCUCGCUCUCUUGUGUUCCUGCUCGCUCUCUUGUGUUCCUGCUCGCUCUCUUGUGUUCCUGCUCGCUCUCUUGUGUUUUCCUUGGACUCAGAGUAUUAGUACUGUAGCAUAAACCAAAUACAGCCUAGAAAAGGUGCCACCGUCUCCCGUUCUGGGGGCUGAACACGGUGUGGGGUGCAUGCAGGGAGGUGGGACUGAAUGAAUGUGCGUGCAAGCGUUUUAUUCCUGUUGGGAGAACGAACUUGGUAUUUAUUUUUGUGCCAUUUGUUUUUAUUACACUGAGUGAAAUAGUUUCAAACAAAACCCUAAAAUACAUGUAGUAUUGGGAAGUGGCACUAAGAAUGAAAUCAUGAUCUAUUUUUUUUAAUAGCUAUGAAGAUACUAAUUCAGGUUAAAGGCUUCUUUUAACGUUCUCUUUUGAUUGUAGGCCCUAUGAGUCAACCCACUCCUUACCCCUCCCCCUCCCCUUACCAGUGAAGUUUUAUAUUUAUUUGACUAUUCCAGCACAAGAGGUAGGUGGGUGCGCGCGCACGCACACACAUGUCCUCUUCCUUCUCCUGACUAAAAUCUGAACCCCACCACCACCUCUCUCCUUUCCUCAUCCCCCUAGUGGCAGGUUUCCUUGGGGUGUUAGCUGUAAUGUGUCUUGCACAAACGAAACCUGAAUGUGUACCAAAAUAAACACGUGGCUGUUUCUCGUUGGUGGACUGAGGUGUGUGUUUUGUCCACUCCAAGGAAUGGCUUAACAGUUGCCCUGUGUUUCCUCUUCCCUCCUGUGAUGGAGAUGUCUGCCCUUUCAUUCAGACAGCACUGGCCUCUGUGCUCUCCUCAUCUGGUAUCCCAUCAGACUGACAGCUGUGAUUACUCUCAAGUUUUUGAUUUUGUAUUUGAUUUAAAACAAAAAAAAAGUCCCAGCUCAGUCAUUUGGGGACCCUGAUUACAGCUGCAGAAGCCAGUUGCCUAGCAGAUCUGGUGUGCACCUUUGAGAACUACCUGUGUAGUGUAGAUGGCUUCUGGUUUGUCACUAACCCAUUUUGAACCAUAAGUCUGACUGUUUGCCUUCUUUAAUUGCUGCAAACGUCUUUUUUCAAUAUGGAAAAGACAAACCACAGCAAAAUGGAGCUGUCAUGUACUUAGCGGCUGGGGAAGGGGACUAGAGAGAGCAGGCCAGUUCUAUCACAACAAAAAUCACUUUCUGCUUUGAGAAAAUAACUCCAGAGAGAAGGAAAUUGUCCUCUCUAACUUUCAUAGGCAAUUUGUGUUUUUCUACCACUCCUUUCAAAGACCAGGAUUUUGAUGUAAAUGCACCUUCGUCGUUAACAGCUGCUAAAAGGUGGUGGUGGUGGUAGUAGGAACAUUUCUUGAUGGUAGCAUGGCAGAAAGUUGUUACAUGCAUAAUUAUUGCAGGACAACUUGUACUUGGCUAAUAGUGUCUAUGUGUUAAGGUCUUGCUCUUUCUGGUAAUAGCAUUUUCAAUAACUCGCUCCAGUGUCUGGUGCUUUCAGUCAUCCUAUCACUCGGAUGUUUUUGUACAUGUGUAGUGUUCACUUUCGUUACCGAGGCUGUUUACAACGGAGGAGGUGAGCAGCAUUAGGAGAGGAGAGAGCAAGGCUAAAUAUGAUUCAAGCUGCUACAAGAGUUUUUGUGCACAAGGCAAGAUUCACUUGAUGGUUGCAAGAACUUCGCCAACCAGUGUGGUGUGGCUGAACCAGGGAAUGGUGGGGGAGUGGAUAGAAAUCCUGGCUUUUGGCACCGUAGGGUUAAUGGAAAUAUGCCUACCCAUGUGAAAAAGUGAAACCAGUUGAGAACCAUGAAUCUGGACUGAUGCAAAGGAUUGGAAAAUCUCCGGCUCCUCUACAGACACGCUGCAUUACAGAGCUUCAGAAAUUUGCCCAAUUUGUAUUACAUCACCAGGGUAAAGCUGGCUGACUUAUAUCCUGUCUAAAGUCCUCAAAGCUGUAUAACUUAGCACCAUGACACUAGAGGUAGUGGAUGUCUGAGGCAGCACAGGAGUGUUGUAUUGCGUGACCUUGUAUUCAGAGUGUAAUAAUUCCUCAGUGAUACGCUGCUAGGAUUGUUGAGUUGCUGUUGUGAAAUGGAAAUCUCAUUAAAGGAACAGAAGUCAUAGCUUCGCUUUCCCUGGGGGAUACUGAGUUGUAUUUAUCACUGACUGUUAAUCAGAAAACUUCACUUGUGUCCAGAGUUCUAAAGCCAUUUUGUAACAUAGCAGUAUCCCUUUUCUACAGCCUUAUUAAUAAGUUUAGUAGCUUCUUUAAAAAAAAAAAAAAAAAAAAAAAUUCCAUUUCUUUCUGUGGUAUGAGCAUUGUAUACUGCUAACAUAUGAACGUUCAGCAAAUCUCAAACUUGCAGUUUUUCCUUAAAAACUCUGCUUUUCAUACAGUCUUUCCUCAGGUGCUAAAUAAGGGUUCCAAAAAAAUUGAUACUGCUUUAGGAGUUUCUGCUUUAUUCCUAAAAUACCUAUUUUUUUUGCUUAGGUGUUAUAAAGAUUCAGUAUUUUAACAAGAAUGUUUGUUUUUGUUUUAAUAUAUAAAUAAGAAUAUGCCUCUUUGGUUUGGUUUUAUCCCGUUUGGGCCUAUGUUAGUCUCCUUUAUCCUUUUGAGAAGGACUUUCUUGUGACCUUGAAGACAUUUCAUUAAGUGUUGCGUUUAAGAAUGAAUCUACAGUUGUUCACGUCUUGGAUUAAUGCUACUGCUGCUAUCAGUAACUCUGAAAAUCAAGAAUGUGAUGCACUUUUUACAUGACCAUAUAGUUCUUCUAAGGACCGUUUGACCCCUCCUGUAACACAGCCACUAAUUCUGAGGGUAACCUAGGAACUGAAACAACAGGGUUUGGAAGAUGAGCGUAACUAAUUUUGGUGCUGAACCACCUAUGAGGAUUACUAUGCAAUGCAAGCGAAAGAAAACUGUUAACUUCAAAGAACACUGUGUAUCAUCCCUCCCUCAGACUGCUAUUGGAAAGUGGUGCAAAUCCCUGAGAUGUCACUUUCUCUUCCUUUUUGGCUGGAACAGGGAAUACAGCUAAGGGUAACCUUAGGUCAAAGAAAUCUAGCUGAAGCAUGUUCUGUUUUUUAGCCAUGUACAUCUUUGGAAGGAAAAUGCUGAUGGCUGCGAAAUAAUGUUUUUAAUGCUUAAUCUCAAUGUGAAAUUUCUGGCGAGGAUUAACCAGCAGUAUUAAAUCAUCUGACCUUUCUAGCCAAUGGCAGCUCUGCUUUCCCAAAGUUGUGAAACACUCUUACUUUUGCCUGAUGUCUUCUCUGGCUGCUCUCAGGCUGAUGGGGGGGAGCCCAGCUGGCAUCUGAGGUUUGCUGUCUUUUCCCAUGUUCCACUAGUGCAGCGAGACCUUGAGAUUGGGGUCUCUGCUUUAUUUAGCUACAGAACAAAAAUGUGAAUGAUUACAAAUAAAUGAAGGCAUACGGGUUAGUGAGAAGGAGCGUGUCUGGUAUAAUGGCACUGGCUCACUUGACAGACGCACCAGAGCUAUUCACCUUUGUGGUUCUCAGCCAGAUCACUCGCAAGCCAUGCACUCCUGUUCUGCAGGAGAGCUUGCAUGCCGUUAAGUGAGAGAUUGCUGGAGGAACAAAAGGGAAUUUACUUGAUCUUUCUGUUGUAGAAAACCUUUUUUAAAAAAAAGUGGGUAGAAAUUUUUGUAGGGUGAGGGAAGAAUUGAGGGGUCUGAAAUGGUAUGUGAUCAUGCUUCUGAAACAAGUCAAACUGCAAUAUGUUAGGUAAAUAUAGAACAGUCUUCUUCAUUAGCUUCUCAGCACUGUAUUUUUUGUUAACCGGUUAAUAUAACGUGCCCUGCAUGCCUAUUUAAUUUAAAAAAAAAAAAAUGGUCAAACUCACCAGUGAUUUGUUGUGGAGCUUUGCAUUGGUAAUUCUGGGCUUCUCACCCUCUUGUAUGACAUAACGAACUCCCCCUUCUGCAAUCUGGGAUUGGCUAUAGUUCUCAGUAACGAGCUGGAUCAGCAUAAUCUUAAAUUGACUGAAUAGUGGCUGUUUUACAGGCUUGGGGAGAAAUUCAAAUCCUAUGAUAUGGCACCUUUCCUAUCUGAACGUGACCCAUAUUUGUGUGUAAAGGAACCCUGGCUUGCUGUUCUUCCCCUGUUAGCAAAAGAAGGUGGUGUAAUGCUUUGUCUGCAGAACUGGAAGGUCUGGAAUCAACUACACUCUGGAAUGCAGGUUUUCUGCAGAAGCUGAAAAUUCCAUUUACUGGGCGGGAUUUUCCUCCUGUUUUUUUCCCUCCUUAAGUUUUGUAAAGGAAUAAAGAAAAUGCACCUUGCUUAAAAUAAAAAGAAAUGCUUGUUUGCAACCAUUGACUCAGAAUAUUAAACUGUGCAAUUCUUGUUUUCUCCAUUUCUGCAGCUCUCUAGAUUCAGUCUCCCCAAAGUGAUUUUUUUCUGUUUUUAAGCCUCUCUGUAUUUCUGCCACUGUAAAUGUGAAAGCUUGCUUGCGUUACUUUUUAGAAAUGCAUUUUGCACACUCGGGUUUCGCCGAAGCUCCAUGGAAAGGUUAGUCCUAAGCAGAUGAAUAAAGCUAUGCACAUGUUUUGGAAGUUUAAUUUGUGUCUCAUUACCAGAAGUGACUUAUCUGUUCUUGUUUGCAUUCUUGUGCUAUCAUUGCAUACGUUGGCUUUCCCAUCUCUCUGAGGGUGUGACAUACGAUGGCAGUUCUGUGCUAUCAGUCCACUAGCAGAAAACUGGUGCUUCUUUUAGAAGCCUGAAGCGGGGGAAGGGGUUGUUUAAAAGCCUAAUUUAGAGAUUUAAGUAGUAGGGAGAAGGGUGUGGUGUGUCAUUUUGCUGGAUAUAUCCCUUGAUAUCAUUGAGCAAAUGUGUCCAUUCUGUUAAAGACAUGACUGGAGGUGUUACCUCCAGACUAGCUGAGAAGUUGCAGUGUGGGGGAAGACUUACACUUGCUGUUUUUCAAUCCCGUUUGAAAGGACAGCUCUGAUUAUGGGAUAUUAACUUGAAACUAGUUGAACAACCCAUUUGCUUAGACAAGUGUGGGGUGGACUAAUUGUAAGCUAUGUAGAGGGAAAACAACUUAAACCCGUUUAAUCUUUGCCCAUAGUGCAAGGCUAGAGACAUGCUCAGCUGUUCUAAUUGCUGCAUAAUGCAUGCAAUAAAUGGGGGACAUUGGCCACAUUGAAGCUGAUGGCAAAAAUCCCUUUGAUCUCCAGGAAGCCAAGAUUUUUGCCCUGUGUCUUUCCUUUUGUUUAUGCAGGUGUGUGGCUGCACUGCAUUGGUUUGAUUGAACCAUCUAGCCCAAGCCCUUGCUGUGUAGGAGUGGCUGGAUUUCAUGUUAGAGACCAUAUCCCAAACACCUUUCUUCCAUGUGCUCCCUUAGCUGUGGCUGAAAUGCGUACUCAUUUUACAGGAGCUUUUUUUCUGUACAGAACAGGGCUGCUUUUCUAUCUGUCACACGUGUACUUACUGCCUUCAGUGGCUCAGGCACCAAGUGGCUUGGAGGCCCUCAACAUGUUUACUUAAGGGAAUAUAAAACCACAAUCCCUCCUGACUCUUUCAGUGUUAAUGGCACUUUGAAACUCAACUGCAUACUACAGAGCCAGACAGUUGGGCUCAUACAUGUGGUCUCUUGUGGCAGAACUGCAGGAGCACAGCAGGCAGUGUCUUGCAUGGAUAACCCUGCGCGCGUAUAUCUGCCAGUCAUUCUCAUUUCUUUUCAGUUUCCUGGUAUGUCUAUUAAAAUCACAGCAGAUCCUGUCUUAGCUGCUCAGGAGCUGAAUCACCUCUUCAUGUCUAAGAGGGGUAGCCCCUCUCUGUUACCAGUGGGGUAGCUACAUGCUACCACACGUAAUGUUAAAGGGAGUUGUUUUCUUGUCCUCUUCACAAUAAUUUGAAAUAGGCUAAAAUAUUGUGUACCCAGCUACAAACGUAGACAUUUUCCAGAUUGUGGGAAGGGUGGCUAGAGCAUUUAGUGUAAAGCGUAAAUACCUGCUGUAGCUGUAUCUAGUGCAGGCUGUUACAGAGUGAUGUCACGGAAUGUAAGGCUAGAUACUGUCCAUGAGCUGUAAUGGCAGAAUAGAUCUUUACUGAAGAUGUCAUACUUCACACUUUAAAUGUUUAAAAAGUUACCUUAAUUUCAUUUAUUCUAUAUUGCACCAACUGGUCUUCAAAAGUUACCCGAAUUUACUACUUUAUCAGGAAGAAAACAGAAAAUUGUGUAGCUCAAAUACAUUGACAGACAAUAAGUGAUGUAAAUUGUUGAAUAAAAAUUUUAAAAUUUGUA